This is a messenger RNA of Trifolium pratense (red clover), 1061 nucleotides long. Its product is annotated as verprolin-like. The coding region runs from base 130 to 870 and encodes 246 amino acids. NCBI's taxonomy places the organism in Eukaryota, Viridiplantae, Streptophyta, Magnoliopsida, Fabales, Fabaceae. The record is from RefSeq and is a predicted model, not a curated record. The transcript is spliced from 3 exons.
UAUAUUCAUGGUUUCUCACUUUACGGCUGCCAACUACUUAUAUUACAGUCCAUUGCUCUUACUCUCAAUCAGCACAACCAGUAAGCUUUCAAUUUCCACCUCUAAUUUGUGCAUUGGUAUUUAAUUCCAAUGGAUUCAAGAGCUUACAUCCUAAGAGGCAGUGUUACAUAUCUUUGCCUCUUGAUCAUCCUAGCUUCAACUCUUUUCCCUUUGUGUGAUGCUUUAAGUCAUGGAAGAGGUAGAAGCUCCUCAAUCAAAUCAUGGAAGAAACUAAAAUCACAAAAUAGUUUAAACAGAUAUUCAUCAUUUGGGUACUUAGACAUUGAUUCAUAUGGUUCUCCAUCUUCUCAACCACUACCACCUUUCAAUUCACUUGCACCACAACCUACCUCUCUACAACCUAGUUCCCCUGUUUCAAUCCCACCUCAUGAUGGUUUUGAGCCACCAAGUCCUAAAACCAUUGUUACAAUUUCACCACCUACAAGCCCACCAAAACAUGUUCCAAGCCCACCUAAAAGUGCUAUAAGCCCUCCCCAAAUAUACUUGCCACCUAUUGUGUAUCCACCACCACCUUCAUCUCAUAAAAAGCCACCACAAUAUGCAAUUUGGUGUGUUGCAAAACCUACAGUUCCUGAUCCUAUAAUUCAAUUUGCUAUGGACUAUGCUUGUGGGUCUGGGGCUGAUUGUAAAUCAAUUCAGCCCAAUGGAUCAUGCUUCCAGCCCAAUAGUUUGUUGGCCCAUGCUUCAUAUGCAUUCAAUAGCUAUUGGCAGAACACUAAGAUUGGUGGUGGCACUUGUGAUUUUGGUGGGACUGCUAUGCUUGUCACUGUUGAUCCAAGUUAUGACAAGUGCAACUUCAUGUCGACUUAGCAGCUCAUUGCUUGCUUUCUAAUAGUAGCAUUUAAUUUGGAGACAUUAUUUAUUAUGUAAUCAUACAUACCCUUGCUUAAUUAGAGACAUUAUUUGGAAUUACCUUGAUCAUCAUUGUUUCUUUUUCUAUUAUUGGAAUCAUCCUUUGUUGCUUUUUCUAUUAUUGGAAAUAAAGUCACUAACCUUGAUCA